Molecule: messenger RNA, 2423 nt
Organism: Pantherophis guttatus
Lineage: Eukaryota; Metazoa; Chordata; Lepidosauria; Squamata; Colubridae
Product: protein BTG3-like
Cellular component (GO): nucleus; cytoplasm
Source: RefSeq, a predicted model, not a curated record
UGUGACUAGUAGACCUCCGGACGUAUUCUUCUUAUCAGGGUUGGGGCUGUCUGUGUCUGCCUGAGCACAAAGGAGCACACCAGUCCCUAUUUUGUGCAAUCCUGGGCGACACCCUCCCAGCAAAAGUGGUGUUGAAGCCCCGCUGUGCCCAGCUUUGAGGGAUGAUCCCAACCAGGACACACGACAGAAGCGACAGGAUGAAAGAGGAGGUUGAAAUCGGAACUCGGUUCAUCUCUCGCUUGGUGAACCGUCACGAGAAGCUGGAGAAAAACCAAGUGGAGCGCUUCGGCGAGAACCUGACCAAGAUCCUGUGCGAGCGAUUUAAUGAGCAUUGGUAUCCAGAUAACCCCCUGAAAGGACAGGCGUACAGAUGCAUCCGGAUCAAUAGAAAGCAGCAGGUUGAUGAUUCCCUCCUAAAGGCCUGCACGGCCUGCGGUCUGGAUUAUUCAGAAUUAAAACUGCCCAGGGAAAUUUCCAUCUGGAUUGAUCCUGGUGAAGUUUGCUGCAGGCUUGGUGAGAACAACCAGUACUUCACGGUGAAGAAGGAGGAGAACACCAGUGGGAAAUCGACACCAGAGCCAGAGACCUCAGAUUAUCACUCAGAAUCUCCCUCCGAGAAUUCAGAAGAUGAGAGCCUGGCCAAGUUUUCUAAGACAAGAUAUCCAGACAAAAGUCGGCCGACUGGGAAACACAGUCCCACCACACAGCCUACCCAGUAUUACUACGUUCCAGCUCCUCUUUGGGUUCCUCAUAGUGUGGUCAGCUACAUCCCAGCCUACCAGCCUGUGUUCUACUACGUUGACGUCCCCCCAAAAUCCCCUGUGCCCAGAAAACCCAACCCAAAUCUCGUGAGACGCCUUACCAAACGGGCCUCCAAAAUCUGAAGAUGCAGGAGGCCGAGUGGACAUCUUGGUCCCUCACAACAUCUCAAGUCCUAUCUAGAGUUUGGCCUUAUUUUCACUGACAUUGGGAGCUUGGGGGAAGAAAACAACUGUUUUUUUUAUAUUCUCUUUCAGGUGGUUGCUAACUCUUGGCAAUUCCCCCUCCCCCCCGGGGGGGAACUACCAAGAGUUAUCCUCUUCACCUCGCCCCCCAGACCGAAAGAUAGGGGGUGGCACUGCCUUGUUUCUAUGGUGCCAAACAAGUGUAGCAUUAGCAUUGUAUAUUAUUUAGCACUUCAGCAUAGUAGGGAAUAAAACUGGAGACCUGGGUUUCUCCUACGUUGCACUCAGCAGGGGAGUGGGAUCUAAGAGUUAGAGCAGGACGCGGAGGGGAACGAGGAUGGGAAAAGGUUCGGAUGUGGAAACUGAAAGAACGAGAGGGGAAAGAAAAACCAGGUUGACAGGCUUCUGCGCCUAACCAACUUUGCUUAAGGUAUUACUGCUUCUGCCAAACCUGGCUAAUCAUGACUGAAUUACGUGGGUGUAUCCUGUGAUUUUUAAAAAAGGAUAACUUAAAAAACCAUUAUUUUUUUUUGCUGCUAUCAGCAGAGAAGGGGAUUCCCCUUUGUUUCAAUCAUUCAUUGACUAGGAAGGAGGCAAUGGCGAGCCACUUCCAAAAAACUUUGUGCCAAAAAAAGUUUGUGCUCGUCUCUUGAGAAUUGGACACGACUCCUUAGAAAAAGAAAAAGAAAGAGAUUAGGGAGAAAAAAAAAAGAUUAGUAAUGAUUUUUAGAGUCUAUUCUUAACCCCCAAUAAAAUCAUUUGUUUUAUCCAUGGUGGCAAGCAGAAAUGAAUUUAGCCUGUUAGGAUCCUGGCAUUGCCAAGUUUGAGAAUCCCCAGCUAAUCCUGUUUCUCUUAAGAAUGAAAUGUUUCUCUUAAGAAUGACUUAAAAGAUUGUAUUGUGAACACUUGUUAUGUAUUGCUCAGCUAUUAUCCACGCCUUCAGCUUUUGAACUCUUUAUUUCUACAUUUCCAAAUACUUUGUUUGCAAUUGAAGGGCUUGAAACUAAAGGGGGAAAAAAAGAGACCCAAUAUUUUGAAAAUAACCCUUUUUUAUACCUGAAAGCGAUUUCUGUCCUUGCAAAGAGUGAGCAAGUUAUAUACAAGGCUGCAGAAAUAAUACUUACCUACCUCAAGGGAUGAUGUUAUAAGGAGGGAUGAGUGGGAAUAGUUUAAUUAUUGCUAUUAUUAUUGUUAUUAUUAUUAUUUUAAAAUAUUUGUAGCUUCUCUGGAAGGACUUGUUGAUGGGCAAAGUAUUAUUAAUGAUGAUUAAUAUAUGUCUUGUAAAUAACAAUCAGGGACAAAUUUUUUUUUGUUUAAUUUAUAGAAGCAAUGAAAUUGUGUAAAUAAUAUAUUACACCUGCAAGCUUGUUUUUACGCACCAUUGAUACAAUGUAUUUUUUUGCUUUUUAUAAGAUGCUUUUUCUAUAAAACUUUUUAAAUGAAAUAUUAAAAACAAUAAAGGAUGAAUAAUAAAUGAUA